Messenger RNA from Anopheles gambiae (African malaria mosquito), 9392 nucleotides. RefSeq names its product F-box only protein 33. Bases 962 to 2602 code for a protein of 546 amino acids. The transcript is spliced from 8 exons. Gene Ontology annotation, biological process: positive regulation of protein ubiquitination; SCF-dependent proteasomal ubiquitin-dependent protein catabolic process. Gene Ontology annotation, molecular function: protein binding. Gene Ontology annotation, cellular component: SCF ubiquitin ligase complex. Lineage: Eukaryota; Metazoa; Arthropoda; Insecta; Diptera; Culicidae. The record is from RefSeq and is a predicted model, not a curated record.
UUGUGGUGGAAGAAAAAAAAGGCAGUAAAAUGACGUGAUGUUUUUUUGUGCAAAAAAAAAGAUAAAUAAUCACAGUCUCGCGUUUUGCAGUGGGGCGGUGGGUUGUGUUUGUGUGUCUCGCUCGUAAUUUUAUAUAUCACAGCUAAGCAGUUCGGUAAAAGCUUUAUUUCAACCAAAAUUACGCAAAUCGCUUCAUUCACCGUUCCGACUCGAGUGCAGAAGCAACAGCAACGAAGAAGUGGUGUGGCACAAAGAAAACGGGGAAGAAAAACAACAACAAAGAUUAGCGCUUCUGGGUAGGGUAGGUGAAGAAGAUCGGAAGGUGCAAAGAAGGGAAACGAAGAAGAGAAAAAACAACAAACACUGGUGUUUGUGUGUGUGUGCUGUAUACCCACCCAAGGGGUUCGUAACAAUUUGCUGCGCGUUCAAUUCGCUUCCUGCACAUUCAUUGCACGGAAGCAGCGAAUCAAAUAGCAGAGGGUGAAAUCGGGGGUGUGUGUGGUUGAAGAAAGCGAACGAUAUCAAAUACAACCAGCCCGUCGCAUUCGUCGAAACACGUAAAUAAAACCCGCAACGGAAAUCGACAGGGUGGGGUGGUGUGCGAAAAAGUGAAAAACCACCCCCCCACACACCAACAAAACAACACACACUCUCUGCCUUUUUUUCACCCGUGCAGUGUGGUAACGGAGUGGUACACACACACAAAUACACGGUCGCUCUAUUGCUUCAAAUGCUGCCAACGAUCGGUUACUGUGAUGAAAUUGUAGAAAGUGUUACCCAGCCAGCCUGUUUCGCGAUACAGCAAAUUCUGUCGCUCCGAAGGGACAACAACCCUUCCUGAAGGAAACAGUUCUCGUACACCAGUGCAUACUGCUGCUGCUGCUGCUGCUAGUGGUGGUAGUGGUGGUGCAUCGCGAAAAUUGCGUCGUACUACUACGUGCACUGCUGGUGGAAGCGUUUGAUGGGGUUGUGGCGGGGCCGAAGGGAACGACGGGCAGAUCCUACCACUACGCCACCGGAAGCGAAACAGCAGCAACGUUCACCUAUAACGACGACGACAACAACCACAGCAACAACUGCAACAAAGGACGAACGUCAUCAUCGAUCCGAGAAGGGUUGCUGCAGCCCAGCGGCAUUGGUGGAACCGUGCGGUGGUGGUGAGGUGAAAGCUGUGACCGUAUCGCGUCCCGAUCAAGGGCAUUUGCAGCGUGCUGGUGUUGUUGCUGCUCCGGGCGGUCCCAGCGUGAUGUGUAGCAGCCCAAACUGGGGCCAGCUGCCUGCCCUUGCGAUAACGAACGUUUUCCAGCACCUGGACCAUCCGGAUCGGUUGAACGCGUCGACGGUAUGCUGGCACUGGCGGUCUGUGAUUUUUCAACCAAGAUUCUUUAAACGCAUUCAGUUCGAUGUCGCUCGUGAGCAGAACAAAAAGAAUAGCUUCUUUUUGCAAAAGCUGGCUCAUAUCGUAAGCGAGGCGAAGGUUACGUUCGAUUCCUGCAAUCUGUACGAUGUGGAGCUUACCGCGGAAAUUCUAUACAAACUUAGCAAAAGUGCUCGCCUGCUGAGCCUUUCCAUCCUACCGAAGUACGCGACCCUAGUUACGCCGGGUCGGUUCUAUUCCGAGGAAGAAUGGAACUACAUCCUCAAGCUCUUUGUUCAACCACUGAUAGCACUGCUUAGCCGCAAGAAUCCGCCUCUGCGGGCGCUGGAUUUGGGUUGUUCCGAAAUUCUUGCCCUCCAUGCAUCGGACUUUCUGACCCUAACCGCAAAACCGCAACAUCUUGAGCGGCUCGCCUUUGCCACCGUGAAGCAGGAUCCGGGCCACUAUCCGUUGGGUUUGAUCGAACCGCCGCUGCUGGAAAAAUGUACCGCCCUGCGUGUGCUCUCGCUCGACUACGACAGCCUGUGCGAUGAGGUGCUGCAGACGCUGCAGCUUCUACCGCUGCGGCAGCUGAUCGUGCACGUGCACGGUAUCGACGAGGACCACUUCGGGCUGUCCGAGGAGGCGUGGGCUAGCUUUCGCAGCAAAAAUCCCGAAACCGAGCUGCACCUGACGCUGGUGUGCGCGUACGAGGCGGUGGAAAUACUGCACACCCACAUCCUGCGGCCGUCGAUGCCGCUGACACAUCUGAAGGUGUUGUUCUGUGAGAAGAUUAAUUGCGAAGCUUUGGAAUACCUUUCACGCUUUCACAACGAGACCCUACGCAGCUUGAUCUGGGUUGAUUCAAUGCGCAUUGAGGAGUAUCGCAACAUCAUGGAGCUGGUGAUGCACACGGAGCAGGACCCGCUGGUGAUGAUGGCAUGGCGGUGCAAAAAGCUGCAAGAGCUCAUCGUCCACGGUUACGUGCUCGAUCCGCACAAUAUCGUCGGCGUGGCGCGUUUGCGUGGCCGCGAGCUGCAGGUGCUGGAAGUUUCCGGCAUUCAUCUUUCCAUCCCAUCCGUCAUGGUGUCACCAUUUAUCGAGGAAAUUAGUGCACAACUUGGCCGAAAAUGGUGCCCACUGGAUGCGAAAACACUUCCACCCGCUCUCCGGUUCUAUCCCGUGUCGGAUGAGGUACGUGAUCAGUACAUCUUAAAGUAUAUUCGCAAGGACAUUAUGGAGUAGCGAGCGCGCGCGCACAGCGUCCCCAAAAGCGUGCCCCCUACGAGAGAGCGAGUGAACAGGGCAGGGAUGGUUUACAUUCUAUAUUAUAUUUCGAAGAAGUUUUUUUUUUCGCUGGAGUGCGCGACCGCGUGAGAAGGAAAGCGCCGCUUUACAAACCAAACAGUGCUAUUAGUGAGCGCGAUUCGAAAACACUCUCCUUCACGAUACUGAACAAUGUGCCACCACCGGAAACCAGGAACGAGGAGGAGGAGGAGUACGCGUUACAGUUCCAAUAGUCAAAUAACGUGCGUUUGUUUGUGGCUCUCAGGGGGGCCUGUCUGAUCAAUGACAAAAGCCCCACAGCGCUAGAAGAUAUUAGAAGUGCUAUUGCAUCGAACUCUAACGUGGCAAAGAACGAAAUGAAAUCCACCAUCGAAGCCGAUUUCGAAGGAAGUGCACACACAGGUGCACAAACCGCUACGCAACCGAGUACGGAAGACUGAGAGCUUUAAAAACCACCUAGAGAGAGAGAAAGAGAGCGAGAGGAGUUGAUGAUCGAGUAGUAUUCACACUGUCGCUGUGCAUAGCGUAAAAAGCAAGCCUACUAUUAACAGCAACAGCACCAGCAGCAGCAGCAGAAAAAUCCGCUGAUACAAAACGGGUGUAGUGUGUUAUAUCGAGCAGCAAGGAUAUCAUCGGUUUAGAAAACUUUACAUCAUUUAUUAUUUUUUUUACAAAAAUGCUGUUUUUCCCCGUUUCGUUCAACGCAUGGUUAUAUUUUUUCCCCACAAUAUGCGAACGAUUUACGUGGAAGCGGCCAUUGAUCAUACACACACAGACAGCCCACAUAGAAAGGAAAUAGUGAGGAUUUAUUUAUACAAAGUAAUAUAUUUUAGAAAAUCAGCUAGAACUAAGGGAAGUACCCCACAGUACGAGCAAUGACGUCCACAAUGAUUGGCAAAGCGAAGCCUACUAAGCAAGGUGGGAAAGCAUCCAAUAACGAUCAACGCGUAUCCUGCGUGCACGCAUCCUCCAGGAGAGGGGCCAUAGGACCGAUCGUAUCAAAGCAAUGAAGAUCUCUCCAGUAACAUGACGUGAGAAUGACGACGAACAGACUGUGUGAACAGAAACAGAGCGUCUCAACUAGGGCAGUCCACCGAGCACGGAAAGCAGCAAAACAAAACCAACGUGUGGUGUUCCGUGAUGUGUGUGUGUGUGUGUGUGUGUGUGUGUGUAUGUGUAAAGAGUUUGUUAAGCCUGACACUCUUGGGUAGGGCAUAGCCGCAAUAAAAAAACAUUUCGGCUGCAAAACUUGCCAUCGGAAAGGAAGAGAGGGCGCCAAAUAGCCAAACCAAACCACAGGCAUCACGCAAACGCAAAACAAGAACACAAACCCGCAACCAAUCUGUGAUGAUAAUUACCACUUUUGUGUUACUCUUAGAGCAGACCCCAAGGCCGGACGGAUUCUUUUGGUUCCUUUGGUCAGCAACGAAAAACGGGAAUUUGCGCGUAUUGUUUCGUUUUGUCACACACCGCCUCGUAGCGGUAAAAUAGCGGAAGGCAGAUUUUGUAUUCAUCAUCGCAAAACCGAACCUUUAUUUAUUGUAGCGUGUACGUUAUUUGUUAAAAAAAAACAUUCGAUGUGACGGAUUUAUUUGUGUUGCACCCCAUAGCCAAAAAGAAACAUAAUAUGCAUUAGUUAGAGACAGUCCACAGGGUACGCGUACACCGCCGUUUAUAUAGUUUGAUUUGGUCUCGAUCGAUCGAUCCCGUGAGCAAAGAUCGUCUGUUGGGCGGUCGGUUUUAAGUAAUUAUUGUGCAAUUUCUUGCGUUCCAACGCGGAACCACUUCAUCACAAACUGUUGUACAAAAAUCUAAUCGCCCAUCUCAAUCAAUCAAGUAACAAAAGGAAGAGGCAAAAAGGAAUAUCGUGAAGUGCUCCAGCUACACUGUGUGCCCAAAAAUAAUAAUGGAGUCAAACAAAAAACUAUGGAGAAAGAUCCUAAUCGGGUUGAAGAAAAAGCGAACCACUAUUGUAACACAAAUAUACAAAUAACACUAUGGAACUGAAACACCUCAACAUGAUGCGAAACUAUACAGUACACGUGUUGGGAUGGCGGAGGUCUAUUGCGAUCAUAGAAGUGAGUUAUUUACGAAGCUAUAGCUGGCUGGCCCACUUACAACGCUGCAGGCAAUCUCAAUUAUUGUAUAGAAGAGAGAAGAAAUCAUGAAACAAAAACCAAAACUAGCAAAAGCUAUAUGAAAACACCAUAAGCCGUCCUCUAUAGUGAAGAAGAAUGGAAAAAUGUGCGCGUAUAUUAACGAUUUGCGUAAACAAUCUGCAAACGGUUGCUCGACCAGCUAACAAGAUGCGCAUAAUAUCUAAAAGAUGGAAAGCAGAUACAGAUUGGAACAAGCUAGAAGAACGACGAGAAAGGAAAAAUAUAAUAAAACUAGCCAAACAAACGAUUAAAGAACUGAUGAAAAAUCCAACAAAAAACAAAAACAGAACAGAAGAGAAACAUUUUAAACAGAAGAAGGGAACAAAACAAUGUCGGUUACAACAAAGUGUGCCUAAAAGUAAAAAAAAGGACAAGCAUAGUGAAAUUACAGUAUAGUAAACUAGAAGAGCACAGAUGUGUAUAACGGUAACAAACGCCCAGAGUGUUGGAAAACACCAGCGCUGCUCAAGAAGAGGAAGUCGGAACACACAGUUUUUCCGCUCAGGCUCAGAACAACUGAAGAUAGUACACACACUUUUGGGAGGCCGGAUGCGAAACGGCGCAACAUCAAACAAAUAAGCUCUACGACACGAAACUUACUUUUACAACAAAUAGUUUAAACCCGGUUUUGUUUUAAAAGACAAACCAAACAAAGACAAAAGCAAAACACUACUCUCAAUCAGAGCGAGCGAGAGAGGAAGCCCAACAGUGCAACCACAUGUAAUGAAACUGAAGUAAAGAAAAAAAAAACGACAACAAAUUCCUUUUACAUAAACAAAAAAGAAACCUACAUCUGUGAUACUAUCGAACAUGGGGGAAAGGGUUGAGAGUAAUAAUCGAGAAAUAGAGAGAGAGAAAGCAACAACAAACAACAACAAAAAAGACGAGAAAUGAAGAUAAAUAAAUAUAUUGCACGAGAAAAGAAGGUUUUAUGCCAGAUAACAGCUAACACAAUAUGACCAAGGAAAGGCGAAUGGAAAACAAAGGACGCAUAAAGAUUGCAGCAAAACAAACACAAAAAUUACAAGCAAUUGCUGUUGAAGAAACCACACAACUCGACUGCAAAGUCAGCCAGCGCUAUCGCAAAAAAGGCGUAAAGCUUGCUCGUAAAAAAACACGAAAUAACCACAACACCUCAAACGAGACGGAUAAUAAAUGCUCCUGGCGAACGACCAAACAGUAGGCAAGCAUAACAGCCGAACUCUAGGCAUAAUAAUGGUUGGAUUAGUUCUUACGAUCAGGCAGGAGGGAGCAGCGGGGGUGAAUUUCAUAGAAACACAAUUUAGUAGAAAGGUUUUGGUUUAAACAGUGAAAAGAAAAUAGCAAAAAAAAAAAAAUGCAAACAUUUGCAAAAAGAACGGACAGAUACAGAUUAUUUUCUAUUAAGCGUAAGCGUAUAUAUUUUGAAACAUGUUUGUUGUCUAUGUAUGUGAGCUGUGUGUGGCAUUGUAAAACUGAUAACACUGCUGCGUCAUUGAUUUGGUACGAAAUAUGGGCCCAACGGGGUUUUUAUUCAACACACAAUAAUGGAAUUAUUUCUGUUGCCCUAUUAUUCCCACAACACAACAUUAGAGAUAAAUUUCAAAAGAUGAGAUAUAUUUAUUAAAAAUCGUUCCGUACGAGAAGAAAACAAAGAACUACUACAGUAAAAGGAGGAGCAAAUAAAAAAAAACAAUAGUAAUGAAGACACCAAACAAUUACUACAAUAAAUAUAGUGAAAUGAGGUAAUACAACAUAAAAUAAAACAACUCGACGCAAUGAAUGUGCGUAAGCCUUAAGCACCACAAGAAGAAGAAGAAGAAGAAAAAGAAGAAGAAUCAGAAAAACAUACAAGUAACAAGUGAGAUUAGCAAACGAAAACAACUCGAAACAAUUCAAACCAAAAGGUAAAAGGUGUUCCAGCAAACAGACUAACAUCGAACACUCGAGGAGGAAGGUGGAAAAGUGGUAGUGUGGUAGAGUGUGUAACUUGAUAGAAGGCAUACAAAAUACAACCACAAACCAACGGAUGGAUCGAAAUACGAUGCUUACCAUAUUUCAAACCAUUGCUAGGUGAAGAGUUCUACCCAUUUUAAAGCGGAGACGAUAAAAAAGACGAGAAGAUUUUUUCAUUUUAUUCCAAGGGCGUAUUAAAGAUAGUGUGUGUGUGCACAAAGCAGGAAGGAAAACAGGAAGCAAACAAACACAACAAAAUGUAUGCAUUGUGAGAUCUUGAUAGUGUGAAUUAAGGAAAUUAGAAAACAAACAGAACAAACAGAACAAAACACUCGAUAAAUCUUUCAGAACGAGUGUGUAGAAGAAAGCAACGAAAUCAACCUAACUAACGACAAGAAAGCUCCACACGAGUGAAAAAUGCUGCCAAAGAAAACACUGCACGAUGUAACACGUUUUCCACUCGAACGGGGAAAAGUGCGAUAAGAGAUGGCAUGCUUGCGGUGGAGCUGAAGGAAAGAUGACCCGUGUCGCGUGUGACGCAGAACUGUGCCAGAGAAACCGUACAUUCCAGCAAGGAGCAGGCAAGAAUAACUGUACUUGAAAAGCAGGAAGCAAGUAAAAGGAGCAAUUUCAGUGGAUCGUUUUGUGAUCGUACGAAAACCAAUCGAAAGGGCAGAAAAGUCUAUAAACAUGCGUAGAAUAUUUUGAAAAGUAUCUGAGAUAGAUCCAGGUAAAGGAGAAUAAGAGAUACAGAAAGAGAUACAUAUAGCAAAAUGUAAUACAUGUUCUGCGAUAAACCAACAGCCAAAGUAUUAAUUAGCGCACGAAAAUCCCUUAUCGUACUACUUGUGGGUGUACUAAAACUCCUAGGUGGGAAGCUCAAUAAAUGCGAACGAAAAUAAAAAAGAAAAAGUAUUGCAAAAACAGAUCGUAGAUAAAAGCAAAAAAGUGAUGUGAAAACAACAGGAAAACCAAAAAUCUUAAAGCGAAGAUAGCAAAAAAGUUGUAAACCAAGCGCGCAAAAUAAAAUUCAUCGUAACGCGGGGAAGGACGAGAAAACAAACGAAACAAGUGAAAAACAAACAAACUUACAAAAACAAAGCAAGAUUGAAAUCAACACCAUCUGUGAUACUAAAAAAGGGAGUUACGAGUAAUGAAGAGAAGAAAACGCAAACAAACAAACAAACAAACAAACGUAACGUUAACGUAUAACAUCAAAAUGGUCAAAAAACAGAAAAAAUCGAAUGCUUAAUGGUGACUUAAAGCCAAGCCAACGCCGCCCAACCGACAGUGGCAAGCAAAAAACCGUGGCAGCGGCCAGAUUAAAAAAAAAAUGGUGGUUAACAACACAAACUAAGCGCUCAAUAUAAAACGUAACCGCACCAUAAAAAAAAUGAAAAAAAAACGAAAGUACUGUAGAGAAGUGAUAAAACGUACUGUUUAAAUUAAUAUAUCAAUCGACCCACUCGCCCACCACCUUCUCGGUCGGUCGCGGAUCGGAAGUAAUUGGAAGCAAAUUUAAUUUAAAUAAUAAUGGUUUGAAAUUUGUUUUUGGUUUUGACGUGUUUGUUUUAUGUUGUAGAUGUUGUGUUAUAAAAGAAUGAAAAGCAAGCACAUUGUAUACAUUGUGAGCAAGUAAAGUCGGUAACAACAGCAAAAGCGAAGAAAAAUCGAAGCUUCGAAGAGUAACUUAAACGAGCGAUAAGCUACGAACAACCGCCGAUUGUUCUAUGAGGAAGAGAAACAGUUAGCAAAGAGAAGGAGAGAAGAUAAAUGUGCUAUUUUGUGAAGUGAAGUCCGUGUGAUAUGGUGUGUAUCACAACUCGAUUCACGACGUACCGUUCUUUUGAAUCGUUUUACAGAGGGCAAACGCUGGAAUAAUGCGAGGAUUAUUUUAACAACACACAGUCUUCACACAUAAUCUACAAAACACUGUUGCGAUCCUUGAUGUGGACAUUUAAAAUAGCACGUCGCUUGUACCGGAGAAAACAGCUAUAAAGUGUGCUUCUUCCUUUUUGACGACACGCGUGCCCUCCUGGUACACUGAGUGAAGCAAUAUUUUCCUUGCUUUUUUGGAUGUUUAAACCAAACCCCCUUGAAAAACGAAAAUCCUACAAUGGAAUAGUGAAAAGGAAUAUUUUGAGUGUGUUUUAUGUGUUGAACUUUUCUUUACUUUUUUUCUAAAAUGCUUUGCUAAGCUGACAGGACAUUAACUUUGUCUACCAAAAUGCAAACGCAAAUUAGCAAAAUUUCCCCGCAAUUAGCCGCGCCGUGCACAGUAAAAGUGUGUGUGCAUAUGUGGUGCUUGUGUAAGUAUGUAUGUUGUAUGUAUGUUUGCCCUUUCUUGUAAUGACAUAGUACGCGUACUACAUGAAUUCGCUGUGUGAACUCUAUUAUUCAGUCGUCAAACGCACACGCUGAUGCAGUGCGCGUGAUGCUAUUAAUCUCUUACGAUUGAACAGCAAAUGUAAUGCAAAAAACCCCGGUCACUGUUGUGCAACUUUGUGUACACAGCUGUACGGUAACCUACAUAAAUCAACCUUCUCUUCUGUCUCUCUUGUCCGUCUGUCUGGACGAGGAAUUUGGCUUUGAGGAAAUAAAUUAAUGGAUUAAUAAAGCAUAUAACAUAGAGGAAAUAUGUGUACUCAAAACAA